This is a messenger RNA of Maniola jurtina (meadow brown), 2700 nucleotides long. RefSeq names its product multivesicular body subunit 12A (gene Mvb12). Bases 831 to 1889 code for a protein of 352 amino acids. Gene Ontology annotation, cellular component: ESCRT I complex; cytosol. Lineage: Eukaryota; Metazoa; Arthropoda; Insecta; Lepidoptera; Nymphalidae. The transcript is spliced from 8 exons. The record is from RefSeq and is a predicted model, not a curated record. Gene Ontology annotation, biological process: receptor catabolic process; regulation of epidermal growth factor receptor signaling pathway; endosome to lysosome transport via multivesicular body sorting pathway.
AGAUGUUAAUUUUAUCAAGGGAUAGUCUUUGUGAAUGGGGUCAACGUUCGCGAUAAGGUUCUCAAGAUCAGACAAUUGGUUCAAUUAACAAAAUGCAGCGGGCGAUGCACGCUAUGUCUCGGCACAAUAGUUAGUUGACUACAGUCUAAAAUACAUGGACCUUUGCCAAAUCGGUCAUUCGUGGCGUAACUAUAUAAUAAGUGUUACAUUUCUUGCUAUCCUUGCUUAUAUUUACUAUCAUCAGCUGUUACAUUUAUUGGAUAUAGAAUUGUAUAGAAUUCAGUUUUACUCUAAUAUUUGGCUCCCUCUUAAACUAUUUGAUCAGUUCCUUCUCUUGGGAAAGGUACUACAAGUGCUUCAACGACAAGGGUUUACACAGCUUAGUGUAACUUACACCCUAGUCUAAAUUCUAAUCAGAUUAUAUGCUUUACUUGACACUGCCUAAGUACUUCAUCACUGUUUAAAGAUUAGCUUUACAAGUACAUAGUUUACAUUUAACAGGAUUCUAAUAUACCAACCAGCCAAUUCAAAUUAUUCUAGUACUUAUUCUCUAGUCAUACUGUAUCGCUAACUGGAAUAAAACUAAACAAAGGUGUGUUUUGAUUCUAGUUUAAAUAUGUUUAAAUGUUUAAAUAAUGUGCUCUAAAUAAUAUGUUUUCAUGUAAAAAAACGAGACACCUGACUCUGAGUUAUGUUUAUCUGUAUAGGUAAACCAUAAAAUAAAAUGUAGUGACAAUGAUGGUGAUUACCAGUGUUAGUGCAAUUUUAACCCUCAACGAAGGGGGUAUUACUGACCAUGAACACGGUGUUAUGAUGUGAGUGAAGAGAAGAUGUCUAAGGUGCUCUCGGCGCUGGGCGGGGCGCUCCCGGACGAGCGGCCCUUGCUCUCGCUGCAGAUUGUCGAGAGUGUGGCCAAGUGUCCCACGGGCUACGUGCCUGUCAGCCGCACGUAUGACGAGGACGCAGACGCGGGCCUGAUGCGACAGGCUGGCCUCUUCGGGAAGAAGCCCAGCCACUACAUUUGCUUGUCUAAGUCUGAAGGAGUGCCAGGUUACGUGAUGGACGGAGUGGUGGUGCUAGGGGAGCGCGAGGCCACUCCGGCGGGGUACAGCGUGGCGGGGCGAGCGGGGAAGAGACGCCUGUGCACGCGCGUGUCAAGGCAGACCCCUGGCCCCGCUCCCCCCGCCCCUCUAGUCACCGACAUCAUCGUGUGCUCGAAAAUGAGGACUGCACCGCAAGGGUUCAUUCUUGCUGGGGAAAUCAACGGCAAGGUGGUGUGCUACAAGGUGAGCGGCGGCAGCGCGGACACGUCGCCCACGCACGCGCCCAUCGACUACGAAAACGUGGUCUCCAAUCUCACGCCCGAAGCCGCCAGAAGUUCGUUGACGGUAAAAUUGUACAAACACCUGAAAUCGGGAUGGGCCAGCUGUGCCGGAUUAAGGCCUGUACCAGAUAGACCUCCAAAACUGUCACCCCUAGUGGCAGAACUAAACAAUCUUAACCUGAAGUCACCAUCCACGUACCCUAACAUAGAAGAAUUCACGACGGACCACGAUUACGAAGCCCUAAGCCCUUCGUACAACCUCAAGCCGUCUCGGCCGGCGCCUCGGCCGCCGUCAGCGAAGUCGCCGAUCCCACACAACAGUCCCGGGCCUACUUCUCCAGCGGCUGUGGCCAGGAAGAAAGGGCCUGCUCCGUUGCCCAAAGCGUGUAACUACCAGACUCUGGGAGGUUACAAUGGUUUGGAGGGAGUGCCCUUUGUGCUCAAUCCGAAGUUGCGUGGAUUACCCAAUGACACAUUGAUGCAGUUACCAGUCAUCAAGAAUCGCAGUCGCUUCGAUCUCGACCGCGACUAUUCCUACAACUUCGCCGUGGAGCGUCAGACGUGAUCCGACUGACUGUCGCUAUCAAAUCAAACAAAUAAAAUAAAAUAUAAGCAGUUGGGUGACAAGGAAGAUGACCAGUGCUAAAUUCGUUGAUUCAUCUGUCGAUGCUUAAACAAAAGUGAAGCGAGCGCGAAAAUUUUUCUUCACUCUCCAGAAGCGAUCCUAAUAUUAUGGUAUUUAAACUUUUGCACUCCUAAAUUUUUUAUAGUCGCUUCUCAACUCCAAAACAAUGAUAUGACUGAGAAUAUUUCACCGCUCUCUUCAUAUACAACUAAUCGAUCAACUUUCUGUUGGUCAAAAGAUAUCUUUAAAUAUUAUGUAAGAGAAAAGACUCUUUAAUUUGUGCCAAGAUAUUACUAAAGUUACUGCUACAAAUAGUUUCAAAUUAGGAAUGUGUAUUAUACCUAAUAAUAUUAUUUAUUUACAAUAUUUUUUUUUACUUACCUUAUAGGGUAAGUUUUUACAUUAUAUCAAUGAUUGUAAAUUUAAUCGCACUAUUUCGUAAACUAAGUCCGAAUAGAUAUUUCACUAUUUGGAACAGUUGUUUUAUUCAAUGGAAAAUGAUCAAGUGUAGUGAGGCCUUAAUAGCGCCGCAUUGGUGUGUGAAGACUGAUGUUAAGAGGUGAGAGGGAACAAGAAAGGAGAUAUCAGUGUAAUUAAAUAGUUAUUGUUUUACGUACGAUGCAUGUACUUUAGAAACAUCGAUACAUGUGUGGUAUAGAUCGUUUCAACGAAUAGUUCCUAUGGCGUUAUGUUGGCUCCCCUGUCUGUCUAAGUCAUUGGGUGGUCAUUGGCACCAUAUUGGCAUGAGAAG